Molecule: messenger RNA, 1255 nt
Organism: Oldenlandia corymbosa var. corymbosa
Lineage: Eukaryota; Viridiplantae; Streptophyta; Magnoliopsida; Gentianales; Rubiaceae
Source: the annotation of a GenBank genome assembly
CAUCCGCCCUCCUCCAUGGUAUAUAUAUUUCCAAUUUUAGGAUAUGAUGAUGAAAUGAAUCGCAUUACCAUAUUUAUAUAUAUAUACAAAGUUACAAACACCCUUUCUCUCUGCUUUUUUGGAAACGAGAAGAAAAAUAGAAUUUCAGUUCUUCCUCUUCCCUUAAUCAUCAUCAUCAUUUAGUCAAACCAACAAACAUCUCAAAGACACCCCACCAACCAAGGCAAAAAAAAAAAGUUUUAAAAAAUUAACAGAAAAUUGCGAGUACGUUGGAUGGAGGUGGAAGAUCAGGAGGUAGGAGGAAGAAAGUCGAGAUUCAAAAGGGUAUGUGUGUUUUGUGGAAGCAGUCCCGGAAAGAGGAAUUGCUUCAAAGAUGCUGCUGUUGAAUUAGGACGGGAACUGGUUUCAAGAAAGCUGGACUUGGUUUAUGGCGGAGGGAGUGUUGGCUUAAUGGGAAUCAUUUCUCAAGAAGUUCAUAGUGGUGGAAGACAUGUUUUGGGAAUAAUCCCCAGGACACUCAUGUGUAAAGAGAUAACAGGGGAAACAGUAGGGGAGGUACGAGCAGUAGGAAGCAUGCAUCAAAGGAAAGCUGAAAUGGCCCGUUUUUCUGACUGUUUCAUUGCCCUACCAGGUGGAUAUGGGACAUUGGAGGAGCUAUUGGAAGUUAUCAGUUGGGCUCAGCUGGGAAUUCAUAAUAAGCCAGUAGGUUUGCUAAACGUGGAUGGCUACUAUGACCCCCUUCUUAGCUUCAUAGACAAGGCAGUUGAAGAUGGUUUCAUCAAGCCUUCCCAGCGUCACAUUCUAGUCACUGCUCCAACCCCCAAGGAACUCCUUCAACAACUUGAGGAUUAUGUGGUUGUGCAAGAUGAUGAUGAAGUGGGGGGCAAUAGAGCAAGGUGGGAGGUUGAACAAGUGGAGCUCAAUGCAUCUUUGCACACUGAAAUAGCUCGUUAGAAAAUUCCUAUAUGUAACUAGCUGCCUUAUUACCUUACACCUGGCUGCAUAAAACCAACAAAGUCUCUUGGCCACUCUUUUACUUUUCUGUUAUUGUCAUCUUUUUCAACUUCUCUUCUCCUGUGGGGUUUUAGCUAAUUUCUUUAGAUUUUCUAUUAAUUUAGGAAAGCCAAUCUUCUCCCUCUGGAUAAAUGUAUGUACUUAAGGGGGAAAAACCAUCUUGUAUAUAUGCAAAUAACAUGAUAUGAUCAAUGUUUCCCUUUUGAGCUCUUCAUCCAUAAUAUCACGUUUUAAAUACGUU